AUGUUCAAAUCUCUUCUCUCCAAUUCAUCGGCCAUUAAAAGAUCUGUGGCUACCACCACCACCUCGAAUCAUCUAUUUGCUUCUUCUCAAAGACGUUUCAUUAACAAGGUCGUGAAAGAUGCCAAGACAGCUGUUGCUGAUAUUCCUGAUGGUGCUACACUUUGUGUGGGUGGAUUUGGUCUCUGUGGUACUCCACAAAAGCUCAUUGAAGCUCUCCGUGAAAAAGGUUCCAAGAAUUUGACAGUUGUUUCUAAUAAUUGUGGUGUAGAUGAUUGGGGAUUGGGUAUUCUCUUAUCGAAUGGUCAAAUUAAGAGAAUGGUAUCUUCGUAUGUGGGUGAAAAUGCUACCUUUGAAAAGUUGUAUUUGAGUGGUCAAUUAGAAGUGGAAUUACUUCCACAAGGAACAUUGGCUGAAAAAUUGAGAGCUGGUGGUGCUGGUAUUCCCGCAUUCUUUACUCCUACUGCAGUUGGAACUGUCAUUCAAGAAGGAGGAUUUCCAAUUAAAUUCAAACCCAAUUCAAAAGAAGUUGAAAUUGCAUCCAAACCUCGUGAAGUUCGUGAAUUCAAUGGUAAACCAUACAUGAUGGAAGAAUGGAUUCGAGGUGAUUUUGCACUUGUGAAGGGAUGGAAGGCAGAUACUCAUGGCAAUGUCAUAUUCCGUAGAACAGCACGUAACUUUAAUCCAAUGUGUGCUCAAGCUGGUAAAGUUUGUAUUGUUGAAGUUGAAGAAUUGGUUCAACCAGGUGAAAUUGAUCCAGAUCAAGUUCAUUUACCAGGUGUAUUUGUGGAUCGAAUUUAUCUUGCUGAACCUUAUGAAAAGAGAAUUGAAAAGAGAACAUUGAGUAAGGUUAUGGAUUCUCAAUCGUCAUCUCAAUCAUCAUCUCAAUCAUCAUCUCAACCAUCAUCUCAAUCCAUGACUCAAUCCAUCAAUGAUGUGACUCAAUGGGAUACUCGUGAACGUAUUGUUCGUAGAACUGCACUCGAAUUCAAAGAUGGAAUGUAUGUCAAUUUGGGUAUUGGUAUUCCAACUUUGGCUUCCAAUUAUUUACCAAAGGGUGUGACCAUUACGUUACAAUCUGAGAAUGGUAUUUUGGGAAUGGGUCCUUAUCCAACACCAGGUCAGGAACAUGCUGAUUUGAUCAAUGCUGGUAAAGAGACGAUCACGACUCUUCCUGGAUCCUCUACCUUCUCAUCUGCUGAUUCAUUUGGUAUUAUUCGAGGUGGUCAUAUUGAUUUGACUGUUUUGGGUGCUUUACAAGUGAGUGAAAAUGGUGAUUUGGCUAAUUGGAUCAUUCCAGGAAAGAUGGUCAAGGGUAUGGGAGGUGCUAUGGAUUUGGUUUCAAGUGGAUCUCGUGUGGUGGUCACUAUGGAACAUACUGCUAAAGGAAAUGCUCCAAAGAUUCUUAAAAAGUGUACUCUUCCACUCACUGGUAAGCAAGUUGUGAAUCGUGUCAUUACUGAAUUGGCUGUUUUUGAUUGUACUCCCAAUGGAUUGGUAUUGGUGGAACAUUUCCCAGGUGUGAGUGUGGAUGAAAUUAGAUCAAAGACUGAAGCUAGUUUUACUGUUUCUGACAAGUUGAAACCAAUGGAAUUUGUUUUGUAA
This is a messenger RNA of Naegleria lovaniensis, 1602 nucleotides long. RefSeq lists its product as uncharacterized. Gene Ontology annotation, biological process: ketone body catabolic process. Bases 1 to 1602 code for a protein of 533 amino acids. The transcript has 3 exons. The record is from RefSeq and is a predicted model, not a curated record. Gene Ontology annotation, molecular function: succinyl-CoA:3-oxo-acid CoA-transferase activity. NCBI's taxonomy places the organism in Eukaryota, Heterolobosea, Eutetramitea, Acrasida, Naegleriidae.